Molecule: messenger RNA, 1978 nt
Organism: Sinocyclocheilus anshuiensis
Lineage: Eukaryota; Metazoa; Chordata; Actinopteri; Cypriniformes; Cyprinidae
Product: B- and T-lymphocyte attenuator-like
Exons: 7
Coding region: 1-999 (332 amino acids)
Biological process (GO): immune response-regulating cell surface receptor signaling pathway
Cellular component (GO): plasma membrane
Molecular function (GO): signaling receptor activity
Source: RefSeq, a predicted model, not a curated record
AUGGCUUUGUUCCUUGACAUGUUGGUAGUUUUCAUCCUGCAUGUGAGCACCGACGCACAAGUAAAAGUUGAACAAAAUGUGAGGAUGCAGAAGUUUACUGUUAUCAUUGUGUUCAUACAUUUGCUGCAAAUGUUAUAUAUUUUAGGUCAUGCCCCCAAAUGUCCUCUCUUUAAAGUUCAGAGAGGGACUGUCUAUAAAGCCUUCAUAAACAAGCCUUUGAAGAUCUCCUGCAAUCUGAUGUAUUGUGAUGAACAGACAAUCAAUGUGACAUGGACAAAAGAAAACUUGAAAGAUUGGAUUCCAGUAUAUAAAGCAGAUCAAAUGUCAACAUCACAGAACUAUUCAUCAUCCGAUCCAAAGAUACUGUCUUCAUAUUUAACUUUCACAGACAUAUCAAAGCAUCAUGGCGGUCUGUACCGAUGUGAACUGAAGUUCUCAAACUUCUCUACAGUUAGCCAUCAUAUUAAUAUUUCUGUCUCAGAUGAUAUGCUGGAAGAUGAAAUGCCUUGCACUGACAUGACUGCAGUAAGAGAAAACACUGAUUGCAGCUCUGAUUCAGGUCCAUGGUGGCUGCCGUAUCUCUUUAUCUGUUUGGGUGUAGUGAUUCUGGUUGUCAUAGUAAUGCUCAUCUCCAUCCUGUGUAUUAAUGGAUUUAAAAGUUCGAGAAGAAAGAACGCACAGAGAUCGCAGGUUCAGUAUACAGCAACAUCUGUCUGGUCGUCGCCAAGCCCCAGUGUUCUGAAGCGUGAUGAAUUUGUCUGUGUCCAGUACUCAGAAGAAUCUCGUGACAGCAACACAUGCAAUUUAACGUUACCACCUGGACAGUCUACAUCAUAUGUGUCAGAUUGUAGUGAUGAUCCUUUGUCUAAGAGGAGAGAAAGCAGAUCAAGCCAGGUUGUAUAUGCAUCUCUGCAUCACCUCACACCAACACCAUCAUCUGCUACACCCCGUCAGACACAGGAGGAGUUAUCAGAAUAUGCAUCAAUCCGGGUCUCCUGAUUUUCUGUCUGCGGGUAAUGCAUAACCAGGCAAAGUUAACAACAUUUUCAAGUCUCCAAACUUAAAGAGUGAGGCAGUUUUGUGAAACCGUACAGUACUGUUAGUGUUAAUAUUCUGUCUACCAGGAAGCAGGAGAUGUAUGCAUGUUUUCACACUGCACAGUACAAAUCAUCACAUGGUUUACCUCAUUACAUCACGGAAAAUCGUUGCUGUGAGUUCGGUGAGGUUUCUAUAAAUGAAACUCAAACCAGUAAUCACAUGUGUCUGAUGCAAAACAUCCAUAUACUGAGGACUAGUCUAAGCGUUAAAACGUACAAAUUAAUGUUUCCGAGAAUGAAGAUAGAUUUUUACAAUACUAUUGGUGUUCCAGCUAAAUUAGUUAUUGCUAGUAAAGAAGCUGAGAAGUACAGUAAUAGAUGAUAGGUUAAAAUGGGUGGAAAAUGCAAAUCUUGUUUGCACAUAAGUGAUUAUAUUCCCUUUAUAAGCCUUUUUGAUGUGGACAAAUGUAUACUGGUAAUGUUUUAAAGAUUUUUUAUUGAAUCUGUUUUAACUUUUUGUUGGUUUUAUGGAUUAAAAAAUUAAUCACAGCUGCAGGGAGUUAACCUAGCGUCAAAUAUCAUAGGCUCUGUACGUUUAACCCUUUCAUGCAUGGCGUUCACUACAGUGGAUAGAUAUGUAACUCCCUCAAAAUAAAAUAUACUGAAAAAAAAAAACAGUUAUUUGCAGGUUGGUUAUGUAUACCGAGCCACCAAGUGGAGGACUGUAAAUGCUUCUAGAUGUUUUGUUUUAAAUGCAGUUUUGAUCAUAAAUACUUAUUGAAGCACAAAGAUACAGGUGCAUUUAGAUUCUUUACAUCUUAAAUACAUGAGGAAAUGCUGUAUUGCUAAUGCCUGGGUUUGUGUAUGUUGUGAUGGUAUAUAUUAUUUGUUGCUUUGUUUAUCAAUGUUGAUGCUUCAGAAAUUGCCCAUGAAGGUACAAC